Messenger RNA from Peniophora sp. CBMAI 1063, 1626 nucleotides. NCBI's taxonomy places the organism in Eukaryota, Fungi, Basidiomycota, Agaricomycetes, Russulales, Peniophoraceae. The record is from the annotation of a GenBank genome assembly.
AUGGGAGACGCGGAAACCUUGAUGGGACUCUCACUGGAGUAUAAGCGCCGUGCAAACACGCUCCUGCCCAUUGCACGUCUUCCCCGCGAGAUCCUUUCAAAUAUCUUCUCGCUUGUCGCAAAGUUAGACCCUCCUCAUCUCCGGGUCCAUCCCUAUGAGACCGACUGGUCAGAUCUGUUGCCAGCAGGCACUGAUGAUAUCCUUCUUGAGGUCCAAGGCAAACUUCACCCUCACGAACCCACCUUGGGCUGGAUAGUCCUUUCGCACGUAUCGAGCGCUUGGCGCUCACUGUGUCUUGCGUCCCCAACACUAUGGUCCAAAAAUGUUGGGCUCCUGCCCAAAGCCGUCGCAACAUUUCUUGCAAGAUCCGGGGAAGACGUGCCCCUAGACAUCUGUGUGCGUCGCCCGCGGGACGAUGCAACUGGCAUACACGUUAUACACUCUUGCAUCUUCGACGUGGUCCCAGACCUACGCAUUCAAACAAUCGACUGCGAUUCGUGCAUGGGACGCGACGUACAGAAAAUAUCGGACGCGAUAUGCGCCCGACAUUUGCCUAUGCUGAAGAAACUGAAACUCGAGUUCGCCAGCACUAUGGACUUCUCGUUGCCAGGUCCCCUUCCCAUGCUAAACGCCCCCUCUCUCGACAAGCUCGUCAUGUCGGGAGUUAAUCUACCAUUCACGGCGCCAAACCUCACAUCCAUCUCUCUCGGAUUUAUGGACCGCAUCGACGGCUUUUCUGGAGUUGAAUUACUACAUAUACUAGCGUCAUGUCCUCGCCUCCGUUCUGCCGAAUUCUUGGACUUGAGGCUCAACGAUCCAGAUAGGAUCGCAUCGACUUCCUUACAGGCCACACUGCCGCACUUGGAGAAUCUCACACUUUCCAUCCUCAACCCAGGAGAGGUCUACGUCAAUCUGCUGGAACAUAUGAUUCUACCCCCUGCCGUCAUACUCGGACUAUGGCCACAAGAGCCGCAGACAGAUGAGGAUGCGGCCUUACUGGCAUGCGUCAUGCGCUUGAUAUGGAGACACACACCUUGUCCCGCUCUUGAGCUAGACGGCUCGACUUCCAGUCUAUACUUCUAUUCCGACAUUAACGGAUACGAUGAUGGAGAACCACAGGCGUUCAUUGUCAGAUGUGGUUUCCCCAACUUCCUUCCACGCCUAAUUCCCAACCUACAGUUGCAAACGUACUUGGAGAGCGUCACGCUCUUAUACGUAUCGGCAUCCGUUAGGACCCUUGACCGAGCGCCUUACCGCCGAAUGUACGAACUACUCCCCAAUGUCACUCAUCUUCGCGUCAUCGCAGGAUACCGAGACGCGCGCACCGAAGACAAUGCACCAACUUCCCUGGUUCUUCACGUGCUUUGGAAUCAACGCGGGCCAAUACCACUACCGCGCCUAAAAGAGGUCGUUUUGGCCGAGGACAUCAACGUGAAAUAUGUCAACCUUCAGAAGGACAUCCUGCCCUCUCUGAUACGUCGCACGGAGCAUGGCGCAAAGGUGCUCAAGCGGCUGGACCUGCAGUGCUUCGAGUAUCCGGGCGAGUUUGAACCUAUUACCUUGGCACUGGGCAGGUUCGUGGGCGAGGUUCGAUGGAAGGGGCAAACAGCAGCAGAGGGUAGUUGA